This is a messenger RNA of Sphenostylis stenocarpa, 2427 nucleotides long. The record is from the annotation of a GenBank genome assembly. Lineage: Eukaryota; Viridiplantae; Streptophyta; Magnoliopsida; Fabales; Fabaceae.
AUGGAAUUCGACUCUUCAUCAUCCAAACUCCAACGGAUGUACAAUGUGCUCAUCAACUUUAAUGGAGAAGACAUCCGUAGGAAAUUUGUUUCUCAUCUCGAUUUCUCACUCUCAAGAGCUGGAUUCACCACUUUCCUUCACGAGGAGAAUGUAUUGAAGGGAAUGCAACUCCAAGAACAACAAACACAAGCAAAAGAAAUGUGUCUGGUAGCAAUAGUUCUUUUCACCAAAACCUAUGCUGAAUCUGCUUGGUGUCUUCAUGAGCUUCAACAGAUCAUUAAAUGCCACGAAACUUGUUGCCAACAUGUUCUGCCCGUAUAUUACGAAAUUCAGCCAUCAGAUGUACGUCUUCAGAAAGGUGAUUUUGGAAAAGCCUUGAAAGCAACUGCACAACAAACAUUUUCAGGACAACAAGUGGAAUAUGCCUUGUACAGGUGGAGUCGGGCACUCACCAAAGCUGCAAAUUUCUUUGGUUGGGAUGAGAGCAAUUACAGGAGUGAUGCUGAACUAGUGGACAAAAUUGUUAAGAGCGUUCUUAAUUUACCAAUCUUGUCUACUACUAAAUUUCCAGUUGGAUUACAAUCCCACGUGGAAAAUGUAACUCGUAUGAUUGAAAAUAAAGCCAGCGAAGUCAGUAUCAUAGGCAUAUGGGGAAUGGGAGGAUUGGGUAAGACGACGAUUGUCAAAGCCAUCUACAACCAAAUUCAUGAGAUACUAAAUGGUUGUGGACUAAAUGCUGGUAUUGGAAUAAAAAUUCUCAUAAAGCGAAAUCUCAUAAAAGUUGAAAAAAACAAUAAACUGGGAAUGCAUCCUUUGCUUCAAGUGAUGGGGAGAGAAAUUAUUCUUCAAAGUUCAACACAAGAAUUUGAGAAGCGCUACCGACUGUGCUUUCCGGGCGAUUUAAAAUGUGUAGUGACAAGGAAUGUGAGAAGAGAAGUUAUUCAGGGAUUGGUUCUCAAAUCACCAUUAACCAACACAUCCUGGUCGAAAAUUCCUGCUUUCAAUGUAAUGAAUACGUUGACAGUGUGGGACGAUAUCUAUGAAGAACUCACCGGUGACUAUCCGAAUCUUUCUAAGCAACUGAGGUGGAUCUGUCAUCGAUGGUUUCCUUUAAAAUACAUACCUGAAAACUAUGAUAUGGAAGGUGUAAUUGCGAUUGAUUUGAAAUGGAGUAAUCUUAGACUAGUCUGGAAAGAACCACGGGUUUUAGGGUUGCUAAAAUUCCUUAAUCUUAGUCACUCCAAGUACUUGACAGAAACCCCUGACUUUUCAGGACUACCAAGUCUUGAACAGCUCAUUCUCAAAGAUUGUCCAAGAUUGUGCAAAGUACACCAAUCCAUUGGAGAUCUCUGCAACCUACUCCUCAUAAAUUUGAAGGACUGUACAAGUCUAAGAAAUCUCCCGAGAGAGGUAUAUAAGUUGAAAUCUUUAAAAACUCUCAUUCUAUCUGGUUGCUCGAAGAUUGACAUUUGGGAAGAUGAUGUAGCGCAGAUGGAAUCCUUGAUAACACUAAUUGCUGAAAAUAAAGCUGUGAAACAAGUGCCCCUUUCAAUUGUAAGCUCAAAAUGCAUUGGAUAUAUAUCCCUACGAGGAUUUGAAGGAUCGUCACAUAAUCUUUUUCCUUCGAUACUUCGGUCUUGGAUACCACCAAUGAAUCCCCUAUGUGAUUUGCAUCCAUUUUCCAUAGAUAUGGAGGAUAAUAGUUCGGGUGAUCUAGUGCCAUUUCUUAGCAGCCUUGCAAAUCUGCGAUGUGUUUUGGUGCAAUGUGACACGGAGUUUCAACUACGUAAGCAAGUAGAAGCAAUUCUGGUCAAACACGGUAUAAAUUUUACAGAAUUAGGGGUUUCAAAGCAUCACUUGAGGUCUUUUUUGAUUGGUGUUGGAAGUUACAAUGAAUUCUUCAACAUUCUCAGCAACAGCAUCUUUGAGGGAUUGGCAAGCAGUGAGUCUUGUGAUGUUUCUCUUCCAGAUGACAACCGUCCUUAUUGGUUAGCCCAUGUGGGUGAAGGACAUUCAGUUUAUUUCACUCUGCCUCAGGACUGUUACGUCAAGGGAAUGGCUUUGUGUGUAGUUUAUUUAUCACCCCCAGAAAUCAUGGAAACUGAAUGUCUUACAAGUGUCUUAAUUGUUAACUACACAAAGUGCACAUUCCAGAUACACAAGCAUGGCACAGUAAUUUGCUUUAAUGACAUAGAUUGGGAGGGCAUAAUAUCAAAUUUAGGAUCUGGAGACAAGGUGGAGAUUUUUGUGACUCUUGCUCAUGGAUUCGUGGUCAAGAACACAGCUGUCUACCUGAUGUGCAAUGAACCAAAUAACUCGGAAAUGGAGCCUUGCAAGCAGCCCAAGGAAAAUGCCCCAAAUAAAUUCAUAAAAAAAAUUGUAAUGUGUGACUUCAAGUUAUUGCUCUUCUUUAAGAACAGAAAAUGA